Molecule: messenger RNA, 1914 nt
Organism: Limulus polyphemus (Atlantic horseshoe crab)
Lineage: Eukaryota; Metazoa; Arthropoda; Merostomata; Xiphosura; Limulidae
Product: hemicentin-1-like
Exons: 5
Coding region: 55-1284 (409 amino acids)
Source: RefSeq, a predicted model, not a curated record
GUCGCCGUGGCUGAUGGAAAGAUAACUUUGCCAUGUAACAUCACUCCUUCCAUAAUGGAAGACACCUUGGAACUGGCCUUGUGGUACAAAGAUGACUCCGCUAAACCUAUUUAUAGCUUAGAUGGAAGAACUGGAAAUGUACGCCAAGCACGGCACUCUUCCUCCAAAUCUCUGUCGGGCAGAGCCUACUUCAGUACGGUGGACAGACCAGCUGUCCUCGUCAUAGAUCCUGUCAUACCCGAAGACGAGGGAAGUUACAGAUGCCGAGUGGAUUUCCAUCGAGAGCGAACGAGACAUUUUGAGCUGUACGUCAUGGUUAUUGUGCCUCCUACAGAAAUUGUAAUAAAGAACCAGAAAGGAGAGAUCUUAGAAAACGUAAUUGGCCCAUUAAACGAAGGAGAAACGUGCCUAUUAAUAUGUGAGGUGACUGGAGAAUAUAUUUUUGGACCAAACGCCUCAAAAUACUACAGUUUCUUGUUGUCAGGUAAACCUUCACCGUUGGUAACGUGGUGGAAAGACAACAUUCUAUUGGAUGACAGUUAUGAGACGACCUCUAGUGGCAGAGUUCGAAACGAGUUAAUUAUUCCGGAGCUGAAGAGACAUCAUCUGAUGGUAGUGCUAAUGUGUCAGGCUGUUAAUAACAAUAUAUCUCUCCCUCUAUCGGCCUACGUCACGCUCAACAUGAAUUUUAGGCCCUUGACUGUAACUAUAAAGCAGAAAGGACUGCCCUUGUCUUCAGGGAAAAUGGUCCAGCUUGAGUGCCGCACCUCAGGCUCACGUCCUCCGGCAGAAAUCACAUGGUGGAAAGGGUCAACACAGCUGAGAUCCACUAAAAAUCGCACUAACAAAGAUGAGACUUUGACCACUAGUUUCCUCACCAUACGGUCUUCCAUGGAGGACAACGGAAAGUACUUGUCUUGUAAAGCUGAAAAUCGUUUAAUACAGGAUAGUACCAUAGAAGACGGCUGGGUGCUGGAAGUGUACCAUCCACCGGAACUUACGUUAAGACUCGGCAGCAAGCUACGUCACUCUCACAUCCAGGUCGGAAAUGACGUGUACCUAGAGUGUAACAUUAGGGCUAAUCCUUGGGUGACCGAAAUAGGCUGGAAGUUUGAAGGACGCGAGCUCCAGACCGACACAACCGUGGGUGUCAUUGUCAGCAAUCAGUCCCUGGUUUUACAAAAAGUACAACGCUCCAGCAGAGGGCGCUAUAUGUGUUUUGCAAAAAACUCCGAGGGCUUAGGGGAGAGUAAUGUCUUACACUUACGUGUUCAAUGUAAGUAGCAAACUUUGUUGUACAAGUUAGUUUUACGUUGCUUCUUCUGUUAUAGAAUUCAUGUUCAUUCAUUCCAAAAAACAUCUUCAAGUUGCUCUUAGCUGUUCAGAAAGAUACAUCACUAUCUGUGAAUAGAACAUAAAACUGGACAUGUAUGUGGUUCUGAUGUUUAGGUAGAAACAUGAGUUCUUAUGAAUAGAACAUAAAACUGGACAUGUAUGUGGUUCGGAUGUUUAAGUAGAAACAUGAAUUCUUAUGAAUAGAACAUAAAACUGGACAUGUAUGUGGUUCGGAUGUUUAAGUAGAAACAUGAAUUCUUAUGAAUAGAACAUAAAACUGGACAUGUAUGUGGUUCGGAUGUUUAGGUAGAAACAUGAUUUCUUAUGAAUAGAACACAAAACUGGACAUGUAUGUGGUUCGGAUGUUUAAGUAGAAACAUGAAUUCUUAUGAAUAGAACAUAAAACUGGACAUGUAUGUGGUUCGGAUGUUUAGGUAGAAACAUGAUUUCUUACGAAUAGAACACAAAACUGAACAUUUAUUUGGUUUGGAUGUUUAGGUAGAAACAUGAUUUCUUACGAAUAGAACACAAAACUGAACAUUUAUUUGGUUUGGAUGUUUAGGUAGAAACAUCAUUGUC